Colletotrichum karsti is the source of this 1725-nucleotide messenger RNA. Its product is annotated as AMP-binding enzyme. The transcript has 4 exons. The coding region runs from base 1 to 1725 and encodes 574 amino acids. The record is from RefSeq and is a predicted model, not a curated record. NCBI's taxonomy places the organism in Eukaryota, Fungi, Ascomycota, Sordariomycetes, Glomerellales, Glomerellaceae. Gene Ontology annotation, biological process: fatty acid metabolic process. Gene Ontology annotation, molecular function: medium-chain fatty acid-CoA ligase activity.
AUGGCCACAGAAACAUCAAACACAACCGUAUCCGAGCCUUUUGCUCCCACGCAGAGGCUAUCGAUCCUCCACGGCCCUCGCGAUCCACCUCUCGUCGACCUGAGUCUCGGUGAGCUCCUGGAGCUCCAGACCUACCAACACGGUACCAAGGAGUGCUUGGUGAUCCCCUGGACCGGCGCACGAUGGACGUACAACGAGCUCAACCAGCAGAGCUUGCUGCUCGCCCAGGCUCUCCUGAAGAUGGGCAUCAAGUCGGGAGACAGAGUUGGUGUUAUGGCGGGCAACUGUGAGCAGUACGCAGCCAUCUUCUUCGCCGUUGCAAGGAUAGGUGCCAUUCUCGUCAUCUUGAACAACACCUACACGCCCAGCGAGGCCAUGUACGCGGUUCAGUUCUCAGAAUGCAAGAUCCUGUUCACCACAAAGCAGAUCGGCAGACUCGACAACAGGAAAUUCUUGGACCAGUUGGCGAACGAGAUCAACGGGCCCAAGGUUGUCAUGAUCCGGGGCGACACGGAGGGAUACCAGACGUACGAUGAGCUCAUCAAGUCGAGCUCGCGACAAAGCCCGAGGGAGCUGCACCUUGCCAUGAGCAAGGUCGUUCCUCAUCAGGUCUGCAACCUGCAGUUCACCAGUGGAACCACUGGCCGUCCCAAGGCUGCCAUGCUUACCCAUCACAACGUCGUCAACAACGCCCGCUUCAUCGGUGACCGCAUGCGACUGACCCCCGACGACUGCCUCUGCUGCCCUCCCCCUCUGUUCCACUGCUUCGGUCUUGUUCUGGGUCUCCUGUCCGUCAUCACUCAUGGCGCCAAGAUUGUCUACCCUGCCGAAGUAUUCGACACCAAGGCCACUCUGAAGGCCAUCCUCGAGGAGGACUGCACGGCGCUUCACGGUGUCCCGGCCAUGUUCGACUCCCUGUUCCAAGCCGCACCGGAUGACUUCAAGUCCUCCAAGAUCCGCACCGGUAUCGUUGCGGGUGCUCCCGUGCCUCGCUACCUGAUGGAGUUGAUGGUGAACCGCCUUGGCAUGAAGGAGUUCACCAGCAGUUACGGACUGACGGAGGCUUCUCCUACCUGCUUCAACGCCUUCACCGACGAUGCUCUUGGAAAGAGACUGACGACGGUCGGCACGCUGAUGCCUCACGCCUCGGCCAAGAUCGUCGACAGAGACGGCAACAUCGUGCCCAUGGGCGAGCGAGGUGAGCUGUGCAUGGCCGGCUACCAGCUCCAGGCCGGAUACUGGAACAACUCGGAGAAGACCAACGAGGUCAUGGUUCGUGACUCUGCUGGUGUUCUUUGGCUGCACACUGGCGAUGAGGCCGUGUUCGACGAUGAGGGAUACUGCUCAAUCACCGGACGCUUCAAGGAUAUUAUCAUCCGAGGUGGUGAGAACAUUUACCCCCUUGAGAUCGAGGAGCGCCUCAUGGCCCACCCCUCAAUCUCCCAGGCCAUCGUUGUCGGUCUCAAGGACGAGCACUACGGCGAGGUUGUCGGCGCCUUUGUCCAGCGCGCCGAGAACAGCGAGAAGCCGACCUUCCAGGAGCUCAAGGACUGGGUCCGCCAGCGCCUCGGCGGUCACAAGAGCCCCGCGCACAUCUUCUGGCUCGGCGAGGACGGCGUGCCGGCCAACGUGCCCCUCACCGGCAGCGGCAAGGUCCGCAAGUUCGAGAUCGCAAAGGUUGGCGACGAGAUUCUCAAGAAGAGCAAGAUCUCUGCCAAGUUGUAA